This is a messenger RNA of Pistacia vera, 4725 nucleotides long. Its product is annotated as formin-like protein 18. The transcript has 18 exons. NCBI's taxonomy places the organism in Eukaryota, Viridiplantae, Streptophyta, Magnoliopsida, Sapindales, Anacardiaceae. The coding region runs from base 402 to 4361 and encodes 1319 amino acids. The record is from RefSeq and is a predicted model, not a curated record.
ACAGACAGAGACGUUGAGACAAACCUCAGAUCCUUGGAUUCUCCUUUCUCAUUCUCAUUUUUCUUCUCCAUAACAAACUUGCCCUAUCUAUCGCUAUCAAACCCACAUGGAAUAUUCCAUUUAUUUCUAUUACUUUCUUCUUUUUUGGGCAACUCCCUAUCUCUGUUGAUUGAAAGCUAAGUUUAUCCUAUAAGUGUGAAUGUCAAGACAACAAUGGUAAUGCCCACAUGAGUGUUUCGUAAAGACCCGGCAAAAUUCAUUCAUGCCUCUGCUGUCUCAAUUUACACUCACUCUCUUCAAUCCCAUUGUUUAUUUGAUCUGGGUUUGGGUUGUUUUUUCUCUCGUUUCAUUGUGGCAUUUUGUCGAACGUUUGGGUGAUUUUUUUGGAUCCUUGAAAAACAAUGGCUUUGUUUAAGAAAUUCUUUUACAGGAAGCCACCUGAUGGGCUCUUGGAGAUCUCUGAACGGGUCUUUGUAUUUGAUUGCUGCUUCACCACGGACAUUUUAGAAGAUGAAGGAUAUAAGGUGUACAUAGGAGGUAUAGUGGGUCAACUCCGUGAACACUUUCCUGACGCUUCAUUCAUGGUGUUUAAUUUUCGAGAAGGGGAGAAUCAAAGCCAGAUUUCUCAUAUAUUGUCUGAGUAUGAUAUGACUGUAAUGGAUUAUCCUCGUCAGUAUGAAGGUUGCCCGUUACUCUCAAUGGAGAUGAUCCAUCACUUCUUGAGGUCAAGUGAAAGUUGGCUCUCCCUUGGGCAACAGAAUGUGCUCUUGAUGCAUUGCGAAAGAGGUGGGUGGCCAGUCUUGGCCUUUAUGCUUGCUGCCCUCUUGAUAUACAGGAAGCAGUUCAUGGGGGAGAUGAAAACUUUAGACAUGAUUUACAAGCAAGCACCUCGUGAGCUUCUGCAGCUGAUGUCACCAUUGAAUCCAUUACCCUCUCAGCUGAGGUACCUUCAGUAUGUCUCAAGAAGGAAUGUGGCCUCCGAAUGGCCUCCACUGGAUAGGGCACUUACACUAGAUUGUAUUAUUCUUAGAGUCAUCCCCAGUUUGGAUGCAGAAGGGGGUUUCCGCCCAAUAUUUAGGAUAUAUGGGCAGGAUCCUUUAAUGGUUGCUGAUCGUACACCCAAAGUUUUGUUCUCAACACCAAAAAAGAGCAAAUUUGUUCGGCAUUACAAGCAGGCAGAUUGUGAAUUAGUAAAAAUUGACAUCCAUUGCCAUAUUCAAGGUGAUGUUGUGCUUGAGUGUAUUAGUUUGGAUAGUGAUCAAGAGCGUGAAGAGAUGAUGUUUCGGGUCAUGUUCAAUACGGCCUUUAUAAGAUCAAAUAUUUUGAUGCUUAACCGUGAGGAAAUUGAUAUCUUGUGGAAUGCUAAGGAUCAAUUUCCUAAGGAGUUCAGAGCAGAGGUUCUUUUUUCAGAGAUGGAUGCUGCAUCUUCUCUAGUUUCAUUUGAUUUGCCGGGUAUAGAGGAGAAGGAUGGUCUUCCUAUAGAAGCAUUUGCUAAAGUUCAAGAAAUUUUUAACAAUGUUGAUUGGCUGGAUCCGAAGGUAGAUGUUGCUCUAAGUGUGCUCCAGCAUAUCACACCAUCAAGUAUCCUUCAAGAAAAGUUGGACACUUGUCUUUCCCAAAGUCCAAGAACGGGCAGUGUUUCACUAGAAUCAGAUCUUGAAAAAUUUGUAGAGAAGCGUAAAUUGAAUGCAUCAGACAGUAACAUCAGGAGUCCUAGACCCAUUGCGCAAGCGAAACAAUCUACGCCACUGUUUAAACCUUCUCUAGAUGCAAAUUCCCUCUCCAAGAAGAUUGAACCCCAAGAACUUCAGAUUACCCUCCAAAGGCCUGCUCAAUCUAAGAUCAUUUCUCAGCGAUUAUCUCAGACUCCUCUGUCCACUUCAGCUUCAUUUUGCAACUCCUUGCAAGGGUCACCUGUGUCUAUAUCAAGAUAUCAUAGUGCACCCUCGAACCUUGGCAUUACAGCUCUAUUGCAAGAUCAUGAUGUAUCUAAUAGUGAAGAAGUUGCUCAUCAGGUGACUAGAUCUCUACCUACUGCAGCUACUUCAUCUCCUUCCAUCACAAAUAAACUGAAACCUUUGCAGCUGAGUCAUGUACCUGCUUCACCACCGUCACCACCAAUGCUGCCUCCUUCAUUGCAGUCUUCAUUGGAGGCUCAUAGAGUUAUUAAAAAAACUUCUGUGAUCCCUCCUCCUCCUUCUCAACCAUCUGCUGAAGCAACACAAUCUUUACCAUUACAACUUCCUGGAACCACAUCUCAAGGCAAAGAGCAGUCAUUAUCAGUUCCAUCUAUCCCAUCUCCAGUGCUUUCCACUUCAAAGGCAUCUACUCCUGUUACCAAGAGCUCGCAUUCAACUCUCCUGCCUCCUCCUCCACCUCCUUCUUUUUCAGGGGCAUCUCAACCUCUGAUAGCCAAGAAUUCAUUGUCGACUCCCCCACCUUGUCCUCCAUUCUCACCUCCCUCUUCAAGAACAUCUUUGUCUUCCUCUGUCAAGAACACAAUUUCAACACCCCCUCCUCCUCCCCCACCGCCCCCACCCCCUUCUUUUUCUGGAACAUCUCCAUCUUCAACUGUUAAGAACUCAUUUUUAACACCACCUCCUCCUCCUCCACCACCUUUUUUGGGGGGAACAUCUCCAUCUGCCGCUGUUGAUAACUCAUUUUCAGCCCCCACUCCUCCUCCACCACCCCGUCCAGUUAUUUCAUCAGCUUCUUGCUCUGUUUCUUCUCCACAGUCUACAAAGAGUUCGGCAAUUACAUCCAGACCUCCUCCACCACCUCCCCCUCCCUUAAAGUCUGGGGGUUCUAUUAUUGCACCUUCAGUGCUGCCGCCGCCUCCACCUCCUAUAAAGUCUGUGGGUUCUAUUAGUACACCCUUUGCGCCGCCGCUACCCCCUCCUCCAAAUAAAUCUGUGGAUGUUCCUCCUGUGCCACCUGCACCAGCUCCUUUAUCAAAAGCUGGCAGUGCCUCUCCGCAAUCUCAUUCUGGAGUGAGUAAUGGUAGUAUCCCCCCUAUUCCUGGACCUCCCUCUGCUGCUCUAUUCAGUGGAAAGGGACGAGCAAUAUCACGUGCAAAUCCCAGAGGUCAAUCUCAACCUAGAAAGACCAACCUGAAACCAUAUCAUUGGUUAAAGUUAACCAGAGCAAUGCAAGGAAGCUUAUGGGCUGAAGCACAAAAACUGGAUGAAGCUUCCAAGGCUCCAGAAUUUGAUAUGUCAGAACUAGAGAGUCUUUUCUCAGCUGCUGCUCCGAAUUCAGAUAGUGGGGGCAUCGGUGGGAAGUCAAAUCGCCGCCCCUCAGGAGCCAAAUCUGAGAAAGUUCAGCUGAUUGAGCUUCGGCGGGCUUAUAACUGUGAAAUUAUGCUUUCAAAGGUUAAAAUUCCGUUGCCUGAUUUGAUGAGUUCAGUCCUUUUAUUGGAUGAUUCAGCAUUGGAUGUUGAUCAGGUUGAUAACCUUAUUAAGUUUUGUCCGACUAAAGAAGAGAUGGAAUUACUCAAGAAUUAUAAUGGCAAUAAGGAAAACUUGGGAAAAUGUGAACAAUUCUUCUUAGAACUGAUGAAAGUGCCACGGGUGGAAUCAAAGCUAAGAGUUUUCUCAUUUAAAAUACAAUUCCGUACCCAGGUUUCUGACCUCAGAAAUAAUUUGAAUAUUAUAAAUUCUGCAUCUGAAGAGGUCAGAAAUUCAGUCAAGUUGAAAAGGAUCAUGCAAACUAUUCUUUCCCUGGGUAAUGCUUUGAAUCAUGGAACUGCAAGGGGUUCUGCUGUGGGAUUCCGAUUGGAUAGUCUCCUCAAACUCACUGAUACUCGAGCCCGGAACAACAAGAUGACUCUCAUGCAUUAUCUGUGUAAGGUACUUGCUGAAAAAUUGCCAGAACUUUUAGAUUUUCCAAAAGGUCUUGUGAGUUUGGAGGCUGCAACUAAGAUACAACUAAAAUAUUUGGCAGAGGAAAUGCAAGCUAUCAGUAAAGGACUGGAGAAGGUUGAACAGGAAUUGACUGCCUCAGAAAAUGAUGGUCUAGUGUCGGAGAACUUUUGCAAGAUUCUAAAGGAGUUCCUUAGUUUUGCUGAAGGUGAAGUGAGGUCUUUGGCAUCUCUUUAUUCUGGUGUGGGUAGAAACGCAGAUGCAUUGGCUCAAUAUUUUGGGGAAGAUCCUGCACGUUGCCCUUUUGAGCAAGUUGUGUCUACUCUGCUCAACUUUGUGCGGAUGUUUGUCCGAGCGCAUGAGGAAAACUGCAAGCAACUUGAAUUUGAAAAGAAGAAAGCCCAGAAGGAAGCAGAAAAUGAAAGGUUGAAGAUGAGUUCUGCCAAAAAGGAUUCUUUACACUCAGUAAACAAUCCCUUGAAGACAAACAUCAUCAAAUGAUCUUCAAUUGGUAUAUGCACCGAUUUUUGUUGAUCGACACAAGCUGUCACUCCAUAGAUAAUGAAGACCUGUACAACGAUAGGACACAACGAAUAACAAGACAAAUGAGCAACGAUCCGGGAGAAGAAUAAGAGUUAUUUAUCAGACAGCAUAAAUAAAUAGGAAAAUGAAGGUUGUGUCUGGCGAUGGAUGACAAAUACCCAUUUUAAUUAAAAUGGUGGGGUUGACAAAAUCCUGUUGGAUGAGCUGCAAGUGAGGCUGCUCAAAGAAUUUUGUAAAAAUAUCAGUAUUAGUUUCUUUACUCAUUCUAUAUAUUAGAUUUAUUUUUCUUCAAUGAUAUAUUAUUCUUUGUAUAUUUUUUGAG